CAGCCAGCGGCCCCCACCGGAGCCACACGACGACCACAGCAUGACGCCCAUCAGGGUGAUAUUCCUAGUGAUGUUCGCCGGGCUCUGCCUGGCUGACGGAGGAGGAGGCGGAGGCGGAGGACACGGAGGGGGAGGAGGGUUCGGUGGCGGUGGAGGCGGCGGAGGAGGAUACAGCGGCGGCGGAGGAGGUGGCUACAGCAGCGGUGGAGGAAGCAGCGGUGGUGGCUACAGCAGCGGUGGCGGUGGAAGCGGCGGCGGUGGCUACAGCAGCGGUGGAAGCAGCGGAGGUGGCUACAGCAGCGGUGGAAGCAGCGGCGGAGGUGGCUACAGCAGCGGUGGAAGCAGCGGCGGAGGUGGCUACAGCGGUGGCGGUGGAAGCAGCGGUGGCGGCUACAGCAGCGGUGGAAGCAGCGGCGGAGGUGGCUAUAGCAGCGGUGGCGGUGGAAGCAGCGGUGGCGGCUACAGUGGUGGAGGAAGCAGCGGCGGAGGAGGAGGAUACAGCAGCGGUGGAAGCAGCGGAGGUGGCUACAGCAGCGGUGGAAGCAGCGGCGGAGGUGGCUACAGCAGCGGUGGAAGCAGCGGCGGAGGUGGCUACAGCGGUGGCGGUGGAAGCAGCGGUGGCGGCUACAGCAGCGGCGGUGGAGGAACCAGCGGUGGUGGCUACAGCAGCGGUGGCGGUGGAAGCAGCGGUGGCGGCUACAGCGGUGGGGGAAGCAGCGGCGGAGGUGGCUACAGCAGCGGUGGAAGCAGCGGCGGUGGCUUCAGUGGUGGAGGAAGCAGCGGUGGCGGCUACAGCAGCGGCGGUGGAGGAAGCAGCGGUGGCGGCUACAGCAGUGGAGGAAGCAGCGGCGGAGGUGGCUACAGCAGCGGUGGAAGCAGCGGCGGUGGCUACAGUGGUGGCGGAGGAAGCAGCAGUGGCGGCUACAGCAGUGGAGGAAGCAGCGGCGGAGGUGGCUACAGCAGCGGUGGCGGUGGAAGCAGCGGAUGUGGCUACAGCGGUGGAGGAAGCAGCGGUGGUGGCUACAGCGGCGGAGGAAGUAGCGGCAGAGGAGGUGGCGGCUACAGCAGUGGUGGAGGAAGCAGCGGUGGCUACAGCGGUGGGGGAAGCAGCGGUGGUGGCUACAGUGGUGGCGGAGGAAGCAGCGGUGGAAGCGGCGGUGGUGGCUACAGCGGCGGCGGAGGAAGCAGCGGAGGAGGUGGCUACAGCAGCGGUGGAGGAAGCAGCAGUGGUGGCUACAGCAGCGGUGGAAGCAGCGGUGGUGGCUACAGCGGCGGAGGAAGCAGCGGCAGAGGAGGAUACAGCAGCGGCGGAGGAAGCAGCGGCGGCGGCGGCUACAGCAGCGGCGGAGGAGGUGGCGGCGGUGGCGGCUACAGCGGUGGAGGAAGCAGCGGCGGAGGCGCAUCUUCCAGCUAUGGCUCUGUCCCUGCGUCUAGCGGAACGGGCAAAUAUCCGCCGGCAAAGCCGUCCUCCAGCUACGGCUCGCCGAGCAGCAGUGGCGGCUACAGCGGCUGAGUCUCCGGUGACACUGUACCCCCGCCAUCGCAAUAUUGUUCAGCCAGUGAUUUGAUAACUUUAUCUCAGUGGAUUUGUUCUGAUAUUGUUUAUUUAUAGUGUGUACGAUGCGUAGAAAUGUCUUAUGAAAAAAAUA
Amphibalanus amphitrite is the source of this 1649-nucleotide messenger RNA. RefSeq names its product loricrin-like. The transcript is spliced from 2 exons. The record is from RefSeq and is a predicted model, not a curated record. NCBI's taxonomy places the organism in Eukaryota, Metazoa, Arthropoda, Thecostraca, Balanomorpha, Balanidae. The coding region runs from base 41 to 1513 and encodes 490 amino acids.